UAGAUUGCGGCCGAUCCGGUUACGGAGUGUCGCGUUCCCGAACACGUUGCUCUCAGACGGUGUUCAUCUCGCUGCCGCAAAGAGUGAAGAAAGCAGCAUGCUGCGGGCGGCGUUGCUGACGUUGGUGUUAGCGGCUUGCAACUGUCAACAAGGGCAGAUAAGGCUUGGACGCACGCCUAGCGAUUAUCCUGGGAUCAGCAAUUUCAAGUACCAAUUGAAGAAUGGAACAGAACCUGGAGAUGGCUCCGUGAACGCACGGCUCACGUGGUGGAAGCCUCCAAGUAGCGCUCUACCCCUCUUCUUUUACAGCUUCACGGUAUGCCGUGACAAAGUCAAACCGUGCGACGUCCAUUAUGUCCGGCCCAGCGAAACGGAAUUGAUGCUCGAUGACUUGGACUUCUGGGAAGUAUACAACGUUGCGGGGUACGUCUUCUACAACGAUGAAUCCAAAAAUGUAACACUUCGAAGCAUCCCUGAAACCCUAAACGUGACUACCAAUAAUGGGCCUCCGAGGCCUCCUGUGUACUUCUCGGCUACUCCCACUAACUCCACCACGGUGUUGCUAACGUGGUUCGAUCCAACUGGACACCGGAGGGCGCCAAAUAAGUACAUAACCGAGUUUUGCAAGGCCACCACUUGCUCCAACGUCACCACGAAACGAUCAGGAAGCGACGAAUACCAGGUGCUACAAACCAAUCUUACGGGAGCAACGCUGUACAGCGUGAAACUGUACGCCGUGAUAUCUAACGGCAUUCACACCUUCACCAGCAAGCCGAGGACAACAAGCUUUACAACGUACGGAAACAAAUAUGAAUCCCUGGAAAACCUGCAGUGCGCUUUGACCAAGAAAAGCAGCAGUGUGGACUUGCAACUCACCUGGGAUGCACCCGAAGGAGGAGAAACGCCCUGCUGCUACAGAUUCAAGGCGUGUAGUUCCGGCAGCGUGUGCACAUCUUAUGAAGUUGUCGGCGCCAUGAAGUUGACGCUCGGGGACAAGCCAUAUUUCAACAGCACAACAGUCGUUGGCUAUGCUUGCUACACUACACAGAACGGUAUAUUGUGCAGAGAAGGGCCAAGUGUGAACUGCGAUACUGGAGCAGGAAAACCGCCGGCUCCAGGAUACCUUGAAGCGAAAUCUGUGGCUCCCACCAUUGUUACUGUCGCGUGGGCUGAUCCUACAAAGGGUUCAAGAAGAGCACCUAAUUUCUACAAAGUCGAUCUGUGCACGCUGAACGACACUUGUACCCAAAAAUACACGGUGCCGUACCGGGACAACGAGACCUACUCUGUGACGUCGUAUAACUUGACAGCGGGCACGUCAUACAAUGCAAAAGUUGCGGCUGUCAUCAGCACAAACGAGGGCGAAGAGUACACAAGCGACCCCGCGACGGUGCAAUUCACCACACAAACCAGUGAUUUUCUGCCGCCCGAUGACUUCCAUGCCAGUGUUAAUCGCCAUGAGAGAAGGACCGACGUCUCGUUCACGUGGUCAGUUCCACAGCAUGUUCACCGCAACCUCACCGGAUACAGAAUAUUGGCGUGCGAAGAGGUCGGCAGCGAGUGCAGGGUGUUCAAAGCCGGAGGAGAUGUUACUACUUUCACUUUGAAAGACGAACCCUAUUGGCAGAAGUACAAUGUACGUGCUUACGCACUCUUUGGAGACUACGGUGCCACGAUAGAGAGCCCCAGCGUCAGCACGGACGUGUUUACGGGGCCUGUAGCACCCUGGGUGGACAACUUCAAUGUGACAAAGCAGGAAGGAUUAAGUGGCAUCGAGGUUAGGUGGGAUGGACCCCACGACGAGCACGUCACGGGAUACAACCUGACAGUCUGCAAUACGGUAACACGUCUAUGUGAAGAAGCUAUAUUCACACCCACCCCGGAGGACAAUUACCGCUGGUCCUUCAAUGACCUGGAUGCCUGGACUAACUACACCGUCCGCUUGUACGGGUACUACUUCUAUGAAAACAAGUGGUACAACGGGACAGGGUGCGUGACGACGGUUCAGACCAAUCCUGGAGAUCCCGGCCCUGUACGGGACGCACACGUUCACCUAGUCAACCGAACUGUAGCGAAUUUCGCAUGGGAGAAGCCUUCUGUUCUUAGGGGUCCACUCGACGGGUACACGGUCGUCUGUGAAAGCCUUCACGAUGAAAUUCCCCAUCGUGUGGAGGGCACAGUCGCCGCUCACGUUAACAGCCUAAGUCUUGAUCUCGAGGAGCAACAAACUGAAUUUCAGUGCAACGUUACGGCUUACAACCUUCUCUCAGAGAAGGAACUGCACGGAAUUCCAGUGCCUUUGAGUGUCAACACAACGGGAAUCUAUGCCCCCACGCAUCUAAAUAUAACUUUGAUCAACGCAACGGCAGUGGCCUUGAAAUGGGAUGUCGACCCUCUUGCGACAAAUUACUUAGUCAACUUCACUGCGGCUGGGUGGAAUGAGAGCUACGUGAGCAACUCCUCCAGCGCCAAUGGCACUCACACUUACGUAAACGACCACCUGGACCCCUGGACAGCCUACAACAUCACGGUGCAGAACUGCGGCAAGGAUUACUGCGGGAAGAAAGGAAGACUUCACGCAAGAACGGAUGCUGCUGAUCCAUCGGAAGUGCAAGACUUCAAAUUCGUCUUGCAGAAGUACGUCGAUCUUACCUUCAGUUGGAAGCUCCCCAAACACCCUAACGGUCCUAUUAACGGAUAUCUACUUAACGUAUCGAACUUGGAACGCGUGCAGAAAAUCAGUUACAAGGUUGAUGGACAGCACACCAGCCUCACCGCCAAUGUGACUGAUCAGUAUACAAAGUAUCAGGCUCUACUAGUUGCUUUCAACCUAGACAGGCAUCACGGUGGCGUUCUCUACGGUCCUGCAGCUGUGCUCAACAUCACUACACAAGGAAAAGGACCAAUGCCUCCAUACCCUGAUCCAACGGAACUGAAGAGCGACAGUGCUCUUAUUCAGUGGGAGGUGCCACAGGAUAAGACGCACAAAAUCGUAUCUUACAAAGUGAAUGUCUCCGAUCACGCGGGUCACGAGGUAUUCAACGCUACCGUACACGCAACGAAUGUCACAGUGGAUCACCUUCACCCUUGGUCAAACUACACGGCCGCCGUCGCAUCCUGCACUAAUGAUACUACGUGUGGGCCAGUCUUCAAGGCUGCUAAAUUUACAACAGAUGUAAGCGCUCCUUCUGUUCCUCGGGAUUUAGCGUCGACAGAAGUGACCAAGGAUUCGAUAACGCUGUCCUGGGCGCAACCGAGUGUUCUUAACGGGCCUAUAGAUGGCUAUAUUGUCCAGUGGAACAAUGGGUCUGGACACGCAUCUGCAAUUACUAAGGAAGAGGGAUACAAGAUCACGGGUCUCCCUGCAUCAACUAACUGCACAAUCGAAGUCCUGUCGUUCAACAUAGGCUACACUGAGCAAAAACGUGGACCCGCAGCUACUCUGUCCAGAGUCACACUAGCGUCCGUGGCCACUUCGACGAUCAUUCUUGCUGUGAUUCUCCCGAUCCUCGCUAUAGCAAUCGUUGUAGGUUGCUACUUCGCCUUCAAGAAAUACAGGGCUCACAGAUCAGGGGCGACCAUACUACAAAAUGUGGAGUAACCGAACGACAUGGCGCAUUUGGAAGAACGUCUCGCUGUCACUACGAAGGCCAGAUGAACUGCAACCUCACAGACAUGCUUCAAAACAUUCAAUGGGGACAAAAUGUGCGUGGAAGAUAAAAUUUGCAGCUGUUUCUUCGCAUGCUGGAAUGUCUACUUUCCUUUCAAUCAACCGUCAAACUGGCCACAAUCUCUCGUUCUUUCUGUUCUAAUUUGAGUAGUAAGAACCUGGUGGAGCAUCGUUAUGCGAUAAAAUAACGUAACUUUCGAGCUAGAUGUACUUUCGUGCGGAAUACAGCCCUAAAAAGCGGGUAGCACUGCAAUCAAUUACAAGCUGGAAACCUAAAGAGUACUAAAACCUACCUGAAUCUGAUCAAACACAAAUAAAUGUGACAGCAUGACUUUUGUUUUUCGAGUGGCACUGUCCCCAGAAAUACGUCUAGGUCAGAAAUGGAACCUGCUCUAACUGCUUUGAUAAAUAACGAGAGGUAUCUUUUUACAAUUCCAGUUAAGGCCAAAAACUACUGCUUUGUUGUUGAAGGAUAUGUGGACAUUGCAAGAGGCGAACAACAACUAUAAACUUUAUCUUUGAACAACCCUGUAUAUAUAAGAGGGAUACGGUACCACAUUACGAACGUUUUUGAUCGUAAGCAAAAGUAUGGAGAGUGCUAAUCAGCAGUGGUGUGAGCUACUUUCGAACACGUUUUUGUAUCAUCUUCAGCGAUUCAUAUCAGAACGAGCAUGAAAUGGGCAUUGCAAAUAAAAAUGUAUUCGAAAGCAGCUAGAUAGUCUUUUGAUUGCGGCAUAUUUUAGGGAUAGUUCUUUCCCUGGAAGGGAUAGCUAUAAGGGCAAGAAAACUCUGUCUCAUCAGCCUCGCCAAAUUGGGGCAAACUUUUUUCCUGGCUGUCACUUCCAACGCGCAUGAUACCAAGUGAUAAGUAGGUCCGCUGUUGCCACUUCUGUACAACUUUCGGAGCAGUCUAGAAAAGUACUUGCAAAGUACGUGUGAUCUCUCCGAGGUGUAUCGUCCUAACUAGUUGUAACUAGUCCGUGUAGGUCACGAAAUUCAGGGAAGACAAAUAACGACCAACACUGAACAAACACUGAAACUGAUAACAAACACUGAUAGCAAAUACUGAAGCGUUGAGAUAAUGAGAGAGGAGGUAUGAUAUGGUACUGCAAGUUUAACGUCAUGUUUCGCUGUUUUUUUUAUACUAGUCUAUUAUUGCACUUUGUUCAUACUGAGGUACUGUAAAUAUAAAGAAAUAUUCACUCCAUACUUUGCAAGCACUUCCAUACCCUUCUUCGUUGUUUAACAACACACAUUACACAAUAUAUUCUUUUCAUGUGUCAAGCUAUCAUGCAUGGUAUUUCUCAGAGUGAGUGUGGUCUGUUAUGAUUGAGGUGACGUUAUAGGCGUUGUCGAAGUAAAAACAGUAGAAGGCGCCGUUCAUGCGUAAUGCAGGUGAUUUUGUCAAAGCAAUGCAUCAUGUUUGAGAUAACGUCUUUACGUCUUGCUUCGUUUUCCGAAGUCGUGAUCAACCGCUGUGAUCUGCGUUCUGUUUGUGUCACUGGGAUAUGAAUGGAUUAAACGGGAUCCAAUCUA
Molecule: messenger RNA, 5206 nt
Organism: Ornithodoros turicata
Lineage: Eukaryota; Metazoa; Arthropoda; Arachnida; Ixodida; Argasidae
Product: phosphatidylinositol phosphatase PTPRQ-like
Exons: 15
Coding region: 98-3601 (1167 amino acids)
Molecular function (GO): protein binding
Source: RefSeq, a predicted model, not a curated record